UUUGAUGUACCACUGGUAACGUCGCGCCCCUUUGAUGGUGUGCCGGCUUAUAAUGGCUGCUAUGUCAGCAGAAUUACCGUUUACCUGAUGUAGUGGUUAGCCGAUAGGAUACACAUAAUAGCAAUGAAUUGAAAUGUAGAUACUCACAAAAGCUAAUUUUAGAGUUGCACGUACUAUAGCGUUUCUUUUUAGAGUUGAUUACAUUAAAAAAAAACACUGAAUCCUUUGAAGUUGAUAGGAACUUAUUUAAGUACUCAUCGUAUGGGGAUUUCUGUUAGUCAGAUCAGAUGACAACAAAAGUGUUAAACAACAUAUGGAUUCGACGUCAGCAAUGCCCGUGUGGAGAUUGGAAAUGUUAUAUGAAAUACGAAGGAGAUAAUCAAACACCUGGAGGGCCUGAAUUGGUAAAGAGUGAUGGAACAAAGGCGUCGUCGUCAGAUGUUAUUUUUACUCCGUAUGUGUGUCAGAUAUUCAAAACUGAUGAUGAAGCUUUUGAGUUCUAUGGAAACUUUGCCCGAAAGAACGGGUUUUCAAUCAGGAAAGCACGGUCAACCGAGAGUCAAAAUCUUGGGGUUUAUAGGAGAGACUUCGUUUGUUACCGGUCUGGGUUUAAUCAGCCAAGAAAAAAGGCGAAUGUGGAGCACCCGAGGGAUAGGAAAUCAGUAAGAUGUGGAUGUGAUGCAAAAAUGUACUUGACAAAAGAGAUUGUUGAUGGUGCAACACAGUGGUAUGUUUCUCAGUUUAGUAACAUUCAUAAUCAUGAAUUAUUGGAAGAUGAUCAAGUACGUCUCCUCCCGGCCUACAGAAAAAUACAAGAAGCUGAUCAAGAACGCAUUCUUUUACUUACAAAAGCUGGGUUUCCCGUGAACCGCAUAAUGAAGGUUUUAGAACUAGAAAAAGGGGUUCAACCAGGACAAUUACCCUUUAUAGAGAAAGAUGUUAGGAACUUUGUUAGGACAUGCAAGAAAACUGUUCAAGAAAAUGAUGCCCUGCUUACUGAAAAACGAGAAAUUGAUAUGCUGGCACUUCUUGAGGCUUUCAGGGAUACUGCACAACAGGGUGAUGGAUUUGUGUAUAAUUAUACAACCGAUGAGAAUGGUAAAGUUGAAAACGUGGCGUGGGCAUACGGGGAUUCUGUUCGGGCUUUUUCAGUGUUUGGAGAUGUGGUAACUUUUGAAACCACUUAUCGGUCCAUCACCUAUAAUAUGCUUCUUGGUGUGUGGUUUGGUAUUGAUAAUCAAGGUAAGGCUUUUUUGCUCGGGUGCGUUUUGCUUCAAGAUGAAACCGCCCAGUCCUUUUCUUGGGCCUUACAGGCUUUCAUCCGAUUCUUGAGAGGAAAUCACCCACAGACCAUAGUCUCAGACAUCGAUUUGGCUCUCAGAGAUGCUAUCGCCACUGAGUUACCAAAUACUAAACACGUAAUAGGUGUAUGGCAUGUGCUGUCUAAAUUAUUCAGCUGGUUCUCUUUACCUCUUGGUUUGCAGUAUCCUGAGUUCAAAUCCGAGUUUGAGUUGGUAUGUCAUCUUGAUAACGUAGAGGAUUUUGAAAACCAAUGGAACCACCUCAUGGCUCGGUUUGGAAUUGAAUCUGAUAAGCAUAUGGCUCUCUUGUUCUCUUACCGAGCUUCCUGGCCCGUUGCUUACAUCAGAAGUUACUUUCUUGCCCGCACAAUGACAAUUGACUACGUGAAGUCUAUGGAUAAAUUUAUGAAAAAUAUUUUAAGCCCACAUUCAUCUUUUAAGACAUUCUUUGAACAGGUUACUGUAGCUGCAACUCGUGCUUUUCAGAACAAAGAGAGGGCACCAUAUCCACCCAUAAAGACAUGUUUGCCUCUUGAAGAACAUGCUCGAAAUAUUCUUUCCCCGUAUGCCUUUAGUGCAUUGCAACAGGAACUUGUGCUAUGCAUGCAAUAUGCAGCAUCAGAUAUGGCUAAUGGGUCAUAUCUAGUGAGACAUUACAAUAAACUAGAAGGAGAAUCUCUGGUAAUUUGGAUACCAGAUAAUGAACAAGUUCAUUGUUCUUGUAAAGAAUAUGAAUACUCGGGUAUUUUAUGUAGACACUCUCUUCGAGUACUUGUACUGAAGAAUUACUUUCAAAUCCCUGACAAAUAUUUUCCCCUAAGAUGGAGACUCAAUAGCUCUUUGGUAAUGUCCGAUGAUCAUCUAGUGCCACUGGAUAGCAAUGAUGAGUGCUCUGAGGCCUUCCAUUCUCUCACUUCAAAUUUGUAUUCAGAAUCAGUAGUAUCUAAGGAGCGUUUUAGUUAUGUUCAUAGAGAAAUGACACAAAUUCUUGAAAAUGUUAGAAAUAUGCCUGCUUCUGAUGAAGUUGCUUUGGAUUUAACACCUAACAAUGUUACCUUAUUAUAAAUCUUCCAUUCGCUGUGUAUCCUUAUAUGUUCUAGUAACGUGUGUAUUCGUUUUAUCAGAUGUAUAUUAUAUAGCAUGGAAGAUGUUACAUGAUACAGGACUAAAGCUCGAAUCUUUUUGACGAAUGUUAGUUGAGUUAUUUAA
This is a messenger RNA of Erigeron canadensis, 2510 nucleotides long. RefSeq names its product putative protein FAR1-RELATED SEQUENCE 10. The transcript has 3 exons. NCBI's taxonomy places the organism in Eukaryota, Viridiplantae, Streptophyta, Magnoliopsida, Asterales, Asteraceae. Gene Ontology annotation, biological process: regulation of DNA-templated transcription. Gene Ontology annotation, molecular function: zinc ion binding. The record is from RefSeq and is a predicted model, not a curated record. Bases 288 to 2366 code for a protein of 692 amino acids.